AUGGUUGGGGAAAAGCAAACUUCAGUCGGAGGUUCUGUGAGCGCCGCUGUAUCAAACUUAUCCAGCGCGCUUCGUCAGGUAAACUUGGGAAAUAGCAACACAACCACAGACCAGAGCAACAUAAACAUCGAUUUCCAUAAUCGUAUGAACCGGCAGCAGCUGAUGGGCGAGGCGCAAAGGAACAACCUGAACGCUCAGCAGGCCGAAGAACUACUGCGUCAACAGGAGGCGCACCAGCAGCAGCAGCUACAACAGGCCCAGCAGCAGCAGCAACAACAGCAACAGUACGUCGGACCUGCCCAAAUUGACAGCUCCAGGAUAAGCAAGUUUUUUCAGAAUCAACCUGAAGAAGGAUACACAAUCUUCUCCCACAGGUCUGCGCCCAACGGUUUCAAGGUUUCCAUUGUUCUCAGUGAGCUGAACCUUCAGUACAAUACAAUCUUUUUGGACUUCAAUAUUGGCGAGCACCGCGCGCCCGACUUCGUGGCUAUUAACCCUAAUGCGCGCGUUCCUGCGUUGAUUGACCACAGCAUGGACAACCUGGCGAUAUGGGAAUCUGGCGCUAUUAUACUGCACCUUGUGAACAGAUACUAUCGUGAGACCGGCGAGCCUCUUCUGUGGUCUGAGAACAUGGGUGAGCAGGCACAUAUAACCGCGUGGCUAUUCUUCCAGACCUCCGGCCACGCCCCAAUGAUAGGGCAGGCUCUUCACUUUAGAUACUUCCACUCACAAAAGAUCCAAAGCGCUGUUGACAGAUACACUGACGAAGUAAGGAGGGUUUACGGUGUUGUGGAGAUGGCCCUAGCGGAACGGAGGGAAGCUUUGAUCAUGGAGCUUGACACAGAAAAUGCUGCGGCAUACUCAGCCGGCACAACCCCGCUCUCUAGAAGUCGAUUCUUUGACUACCCCGUGUGGCUUGUGGGAGACAAGAUUACCGUGGCGGACCUCUCCUUCGUGCCUUGGAACAACGUUGUGGACAGAAUUGGCAUAAACAUAAAGCUUGAAUUUCCAGAGGUCUACAAGUGGACAAAGCAUAUGAUGAGGAGGCCUGCAGUGAUCAAGGCGCUCCGUGGUGAGUAG
Molecule: messenger RNA, 1080 nt
Organism: Lachancea thermotolerans CBS 6340
Lineage: Eukaryota; Fungi; Ascomycota; Saccharomycetes; Saccharomycetales; Saccharomycetaceae
Gene: URE2
Product: glutathione peroxidase
Exons: 1
Coding region: 1-1080 (359 amino acids)
Biological process (GO): regulation of nitrogen utilization
Molecular function (GO): transcription corepressor activity
Source: RefSeq, a predicted model, not a curated record